GUUUUCAUAUAGAGGGUAGAUGUAACCUAAGUCAGUCUGUGUUCGAACAUUAAAUGUAGCACAUCAGUGUCCUAGAAUUUGGAGUUUUCUUUGGAAACCUAUGUCAAGACACAACAAUUGGCGACGAUAUCGAUAUCUACGUGUGCAGAGAACGUUUUUUCAAUAAAUUAGUUGAAAAAAAAUGGCUUCAACAAGUGCAAACGUAAUGUUCGGCAGCAGUCUCAAUUUUGACCAUCGGAUUCACGAAUGGAGCAUUUUCAAGAGCAAAUUGUUUCAAUUCUGUACUGUUAAUGACAUUAAUGAAACAUCGGACAAGUCACAAGUGAAACGGAGGGCCGUGUUAUUGUCGGCUUUAUCCGAAGAUACCUACCGCAUUCUUCGGGAUUUAGUGGCACCAAAGGAGGUUGACGUCGCGGAAUACAAGGUCUUGUUAGAACAUCUUGACGCUCAUUUCACGCCCAAGAAGAGUACUUUUGCGGAACGUUACACUUUCUACAAGGCUGAACAGCGUCCAAGUGAAGAAUUGCCAGAUUGGGCCGCGCGAGUGCGUAGCCUGGCCCAAUACUGUGGUUUUAAAUCGGAGCUAGACAAUGUGUUACGUGACAGGUUCGUCUUAGGGUUGGAGAACGUGAAAGAAAAAGAAAAAUUAUUUGCCGAAAGCGUUGACACUUUGACGUUUAGCAAGGCUAUAGAAUUAGCGCAAAGUGUACGUUGUGCGAGAUUAGCGUUGAAAAAAACGCAACAGUCGGUGCCCGAAACUCCAGUGUUUACCGUAAAUACGUCGCGCACGCAACGUAACCCUCGUGCUAGUUUGGAAAGUUGUGAAGUUUGCGGCUACAAAAAUCAUGCUAAAGAACAGUGUCGUUUUAUUAAUUAUACGUGUCAAAAGUGUAAACAGAAGGGACAUUUAAAGAAAAUGUGCAAGUCCAAAGUGCGAAGGAAUUAUUUUAUAGCAGAGGAGGAUAACGAUAUUAUUCAAGAUCUCACAAAUUAAGAACUAUGGAGGGCGGCGGAAGGUGUGUUUUAAGGAAGGAGAUCAGGUGUUAGUUAAACAUAUAUUUAGUAACGGUAAUAAGCACGUAUGGAAGAAAGGUUGUAUACA
This is a messenger RNA of Cydia strobilella, 1102 nucleotides long. RefSeq lists its product as uncharacterized. The transcript is spliced from 2 exons. The record is from RefSeq and is a predicted model, not a curated record. The coding region runs from base 182 to 994 and encodes 270 amino acids. NCBI's taxonomy places the organism in Eukaryota, Metazoa, Arthropoda, Insecta, Lepidoptera, Tortricidae. Gene Ontology annotation, molecular function: nucleic acid binding; zinc ion binding.